AUGACUGGAACCUGGCGAGAGCAAGGUGAAGCUAAGCGCCAGUCAACCUUGAAAUUGAUCCCCUCCAAAUGGCGAUUGGAAGAUCCCAUCCCUCCAGCUACAGAGCUGCGCGAUGUGACUGGAGAUUAUAUUCGACGGUUCCUCACCGCGCGUGAGAUCGAGAUCACAGAGACAGACGCAGUGGAUAUAAGCAGUCGCACUACCACCGGUACCUGGACAUCUCUUGAGGUCACAGAGGCCUUCUGCCACAGAGCCGCUCUUGCUCAUCAACUCGUCAGCUGUCUUCACGAGAUCUUCUUUGACGCAGCCAUUGAAGAUGCCAAACGGCAAGACGAACACUUCGCAAAGCACAAAGCCCCGAUCGGUCCACUGCAUGGCCUGCCAGUCAGCCUUAAAGACCAAUUCCACAUCAAAGGCGUUGAGACCACCAUGGGCUAUGUUGGUUGGGUCAAUACCUUUGAAGGCAGACCGAACGAUCCCCGCAGCAAGACCGAGGAGAGUGAGCUGGUGCGUGAGCUGCGGUCUCUAGGCGCAGUUCUCUACUGCAAGACCAGUGUGCCCAGCACCCUCAUGUCUGGCGAGACCGUUAACAAUAUAAUUGGCUACACAUGGAACCCCAAGAACCGGCUCCUGUCCUCUGGCGGCAGCUCAGGCGGUGAGGGUGCUUUGAUUGCACUGCGUGGCUCCCCCGGCGGCUUUGGGACCGACAUUGGAGGCAGUGUGCGUAUCCCUGCCGCUUUCAAUGGUUUAUAUGGGCUCCGGCCCUCGGCGGGUCGGAUCCCAUAUCAAGGAGCGGCCAAUUCAAUGGAUGGCCAGGGAACCAUCCUGUCAGUCAUUGGACCACUUGCCCCAACGGCGAGGUCAUUGACGCUGUUAUUCAAGGCGGUUCUUCAGCAGCAGCCUUGGCUCCAUGAUCCCCUUGCAUUUGAGCUUCCCUGGCGGGAUGAGAUCGUUGAGAAUACCAAGGCGUUGAUUGCCAAGUCUCAGACCGAUCCGUCAACAUUAUCCUUCGGUCUUAUGAAGUAUGACGGCGUUUGCCCUAUCCAUCCCCCGAUUGCUCGCGGUUUGGACAUCGUAGAGAAAACCCUCCAGCGACUGGGCUGUCGGGUGAUUGAAUGGAAGCCGCCGGCGCACUCAAAGGCAGUGGAACUGGCCCGUGUGAUAUAUGAGAUGGAUGGCGGACUUGACUUCAAAUAUCAAUUUGGUCUUUCCGGUGAAAGUCAAGCUGCGCAAGUGAUUGUACCCGAAAAUGGCACCGAGCUUAAAGCAUCGGAAAUUGCCGCACUCAACGUCGCCAAGCGCGAAUAUCAGAAAGAGUAUAUCGAUUACUGGAGCAGCACCGCCGAGCUGACAGGCACUAGCCGUCCUGUCGAUGCAUUCCUCUGCCCAGCAGCACCACACGCGGCAGUGAUCCCGACUCAGUACAAGUACGUUGGGUACAGUGCUUUUGUCAAUUUGCUGGACUACACCAGUAUCUCGCUGCCGGUCACUUUCGCGGACAAGAAGAUUGAUGUGCGUCCUGCUGAUUGUCAGAGUGACGAUACUGGAAACAUCCAGUGGGAUUAUGACGCUGAGACGUACGAUGGUGCCCCGGUGGGAAUUCAGUUAGUAGGAAGACGGUUCUCAGAGGAGAAGAUAUUGACAUUGGCCGAGUAUCUGGGUGGAGAGAUUGCUCGAUAUGGGAAUUGA
Messenger RNA from Penicillium brevicompactum, 1689 nucleotides. RefSeq names its product putative general amidase GmdA (gene gmdA). The record is from RefSeq and is a predicted model, not a curated record. NCBI's taxonomy places the organism in Eukaryota, Fungi, Ascomycota, Eurotiomycetes, Eurotiales, Aspergillaceae. The transcript has 4 exons. Bases 1 to 1689 code for a protein of 562 amino acids.